CAGAAAAACUUUAGCUUCUAAUUAUAACUUACAAGGCACAAGCUAUUCUUUUUCCUAAUUAUAAUGGAGCAAAGUCGAUCAUCAUCAUCUUCCCAAAUUGAGGCUCCAACUUAUGGGAAGUAUAUAACCAUUCUCACCAUUGAUGGCGGUGGUAUCAGGGGGAUCAUCCCUGCUGUCAUCCUUGAAUUCCUUGAAUCCCAACUUCAGGAGCUGGAUGGCAAGCAAGCAAGGCUUGCAGACUACUUCGAUGUGAUUGGUGGGACAAGCACAGGUGGUCUUGUAACCGCCAUGUUGGCUGCUCCAGAUAAACAUAAUCGUCCUCUAUUUGCCGCCAAGGAGAUCAAGCCCUUCUAUCUCGACCACUGCCCUGAGAUUUUCCCACAGGGCAAUGUUGGACCACUUGGAAUUGUAGCCAAUUUACUAAAAAAACCCAAGUAUGAUGGGAAAUACCUUCAUGGGAUCAUAAGAGAGAAAUUGGGUGAAACUCGGCUGGGGAAAACCUUGACCAAUGUUGUUAUUCCUACAUUUGAUAUGAAGCUUUUGCAGCCUACCAUUUUUUCAUCCUAUGAGCUGAAAAAAAUUCCCUAUUUGGAUGCUCAACUGUCCGACAUUUGCAUUGGCACUUCCGCAGCUCCGACUUAUCUUCCUCCCUACAAAUUCAAGAAUGAAGAUAAAGAAUUUAAUCUUGUUGAUGGCGGUAUUGCUGCAAAUAAUCCGACAUUAGUUGCUUUAAACCAAGUGAGCAAACAGGUGAUUGAAGGAAAUCCUGAUUUCUCGUAUAUCAACCCAAUGGACUUUCGCCGGUUUCUAGUAAUCUCAAUAGGGACCGGCUCAGAAAAGAAAAAACAACCAUAUGAUGCUGACAAGGCAGCCAACUGGGGUAGUCUUUGUUGGGUAUAUCAAGAUAAUUCUGCCCCAUUGGUGGAUAUGUUUCAACAAGCAAGUGCAGAUAUGGUUGACUAUCAUAUCUCCGUGGUGUUUCGAACUCUUAAUUGCAAGUGCAAGAAUUAUCUCCGUAUUCAAGAUGAUACAUUGGAAGGGACAACAGCUUCAGUUGAUAUUGCUACAAAAGAGAACCUGGAGAAGCUUGUGAAAAUUGGGGAAAAGCUAUUGAACAAACCAGUGUCUAGGGUGAGUUUGGAGACUGGUCAGACUGUACCGAUCGAAAAUGGUGGCACUAAUGCGGAAGCCCUGAAAAAGUUGGCACAAAAACUUUCCCGAGAAAAGAAACUGCGAGAGGAAGAAAAGGAAGAUAGAAAGAAAAAAUCAUCAAAUACAAACAAGUAAAAGGGGAUCAUGUGCUGUUUUUACUAAUGCUAUCAACCUGCUCGAUCAGUUUGGCAAUAAUAAAAUAUUUUGUCUUUCCUUCCAAAUAAUGUAAUCUCCUAAGAGACAAUUAAGGAGUAU
This is a messenger RNA of Corylus avellana, 1407 nucleotides long. RefSeq names its product patatin-like protein 2. Lineage: Eukaryota; Viridiplantae; Streptophyta; Magnoliopsida; Fagales; Betulaceae. Gene Ontology annotation, biological process: lipid metabolic process. Gene Ontology annotation, molecular function: monoacylglycerol lipase activity; glycerophospholipase activity. The record is from RefSeq and is a predicted model, not a curated record.